AUGGUUAGAACGAGGAAUCAAAGGCAAGGAAGAAUACCUCGGAAAGGAGCCACUUCUCAGUACGCCGGCAAAGGUGCUCCAUCGGACCCGGUAUGCCUAGAAGAGGAGGACACCACCACCAUCAUGGACCCAGUUCCCAUCUCACAAGUCCCGUUCAGUGAAAUCCAAAACCCUAAUCCAGGUAUUUUUACAGUUGAUUUGCACGGAGAUCUUACAAUCUCCCCAUCUGUUGAAGUUGAAUUAAGGAAAAAUGCUAUCUCCACCCAAGAAGAAGAAGAAGAACCCACUAUAGACCCUCCACCUCCAGCAUCUCUGUCCGACAAAGAACAGAGGAAAAAGAAGAGGGCUGACCCCUAUGAAGGGGCAGACCCCAGAGCAAAACUACCUAGCGACUUCCCAAUUUCUGCUAGACCUCCCCGAAGAACUCCCAGUAUUCCUCCCCCAAGGCAGAAUAAUGCAAAGAAGCAAAAAAGAAAAAUUAUAGAAGAAGAACAAGAUUGGACCCCUGAUAGUGUAAGAGAAGAAACGGAAUGUGGGGAAGAAAACGCAGAAAAGAAGAAAAAGAAAUUGACAGCUAAGGAUAAAGGGAAACAAAAGGUGGUUAGUGAUGCUGACCUGUCAAAACUGCCAAAACCCUAUAGUUCAAAAUUCCUGACCAAAGAAAAUGCCAAAAGAUGGAACAAAUUUUUGGACAAAAAGGUCAUCAGUCAAAAACUCUUAGUUCUAGACAAGCUGGAAAAUAGUGAACAAAUCACUGAGGCUAUAACAAAAACCCACCUCUUAGGAUCAGUCAUCAAUAUAGAUCCCUAUGAUGAACAGGUUGUAAAAGAAUUUUACUGCAAUCUCACCAAAGGCUCAACAUCUCCCAACAACCUUAUGUAUGAAAAGGCUUAUCUGAGGGGAAAAUUUUAUGACUUCAACCCAGAAAUCAUCAAUGCUCAACUUGGAACACCAAAUGAAGAACAAAAAAUUCAAAUAGAGAAUGAACAGAUCAUCCAAGAACUUACAGCCGGGAAUGCAAGUUUUGAUAAAAACAAAGUCAAAGCAGCCUCAUUAACAAGCAAGUAUGCUAUACUACAGAAAAUUGCACUUGUUAAUUGGAUGCCCUCACUACACGAAUCUACAAUCAAAAGAAGUUUGGCAGAACUACUGUACAAAAUAGGAAAGGGAAUCCAGGUAAAUCUUGGAGAUAUUAUGUACUCACAGAUCACAAAACUGGCAGAAGGUAGUGAGACAAAGGCUUUGCUCAUCUUUCCAAAUCUGAUCCAUGCCAUUCUAGUCAAACAAGGACUGAAAACACAAGGACCAAAAACACUGGUCAAGACCAUAAACACAACUACGAAACUGAAAAAGGGGAGUCAUCAAAAUGAUCUCAAAACAUCUUCUCCAACUGAUGACCCAACUAAUCGUCAAACCUUGGUCAAGUAUUUUGAGAAAAGAUUAAGAGAAUUGAAUGACACAGAAAAACAAUUAUUACAAAAACACAUGGAAAUCAAAGAAGGAAAAUCUGAAGUUCAACAAUGGUUGGAAGCUCUAAAAACCGAAAGCAAUGCAGAAAGCAGCUCUAAGGUGGAGUAUCUCCCAGGGUUUCGACAUGAAGGGCGUCUUUCAUUUGAACUUGAAACCGGGUACAUCUCUGAUCUUAUCACAUUGAAGGAGUUUUAA
Molecule: messenger RNA, 1665 nt
Organism: Ipomoea nil (Japanese morning glory)
Lineage: Eukaryota; Viridiplantae; Streptophyta; Magnoliopsida; Solanales; Convolvulaceae
Exons: 2
Coding region: 1-1665 (554 amino acids)
Source: RefSeq, a predicted model, not a curated record